GCCGAAAGAAACCAAAUAUAUAUAUAGUGCGUGUAUACACUUCAUACAUACUUACAAUGAUGAAAUUAUGGACUUUUGUUAAUUAAAUGCAUUUAAAUCUCGUACGAUAAACUCACGCGCACUUGCAAUCGUAAACUUGCAUAUAUGGAAUUGAUCGGUAGUGAGCGAUGCCCAACGGAAAUCGAAAGCGGCCGGAUACGCUGGAAUUAGAGGUGCUAGGAGCGCGCCAAGUCGAGUCUUCCGAUGAUGAGGAAUGUGCGGUCACAGCUCGUGUUCUACCAAAGUCGCAUCAAAAGCAUUAUCAGCUACAACCAGAACAAGAGAAGCACUCGCCAAAGCCACAAUCCUUCAAUGCCGACAAAUUGGAGAGCACAUCCGAUGACAAUGCGCGAUCGUCGGUGUCAUCGCCACAACCACAGCUGCAUACACAGUCGAAGGCGUCGCAAAAGACGCGUCCCCAUCGAUGGUUUCAUCUACGUCGAAGACCACGAGCCGCCCCUGCAGACACGACGGAGCUCACACAUCUACCUGCGUGCGAAAUCAGUGCCACAAAUACCGGCACUACGAACACUGCCACCGCAUCGCUAGCCAAGCCCGAAACACCAGUCAUCGCCAACUCGACCACCACCAUCACUACAACGCUGCCUACAAGUGUGACAAUACCCGACGUUGCAGCUGUGCUCCCGCGACACGACUCCAAAAAGCGUCGAACUCGCACACAAACCGAUAGUCUCUACAGUCUCGCUACGCUUGCUCAAACGAACGAGAUGCAACGAGCACAUCAACACUCCGAACCGAAUGUGUCCAGAGCGCUAACCAGUAGUACGGGUGACCACUUACCGUGGUCAUGUUCGAUGGCCAACGCAAAUAGCACACAAGAAGAAGCAGAAGCGGCAAUUUAUUCAAACGAUGACACUGUCACUAUCCAACAGGCGACUCGGGCAUUUCACGAGCUUGGCGGCCGCGAACAUAUAUUGCUCACUUCUGAGCUGGCAACGUCAGCGGAGGAAGUGAUCGAGGGCGUAAUGCAGCCACCAACGAAAAGUUUCAAGGCGUGGCUAAUGUCUGUUUUGGGCAAGUUGUCUGGCUGGAAGCGCAGAGAGUGCGUUCGGCGACGUUCUCGUUCAACGCACACCGCAAUGGACACGGCGGCGGCGGAUGAUGCGGCAUUUGGUGGCAAUGGAGGAGCGGAAAGCUUAGGCGAACAUAAAAGUCUGAACGCUAGUGGCGACUUAGAAGCAUUGUCAGCAACGACGAAUACAGUAAACGGCGCUGGCGGUGGAAAUGGCAUAUUUGCUAACACCAAGGACAAAGGAAUACGUCGAUUGUCACAGAUGCGACGCCGGCGCAGCUCAUAUUACUUUUCUGAGAAUGAACGCAGAAUUCGAGCCAACGACCGAGAAUUUAAUGCACAAUUUAAAUACGCCGAUAAUUUCAUUAAAACGUCCAAAUACACACUGCUGACUUUUUUGCCAUUUAAUUUGCUCGAACAAUUUCAACGUCUUGCCAAUUUCUAUUUCCUGUGCUUGUUGGUGCUGCAACUCAUACCCGCGAUAUCAUCAUUGACGCCCGUUACCACAGCCAUACCGUUAAUUGGCGUAUUAACUUUGACAGCGGUUAAGGAUGCGUAUGAUGACAUUCAACGCCAUCUGUCGGAUUCUCAGGUGAAUAAUAGACGAUCAAAAACAUUACGUAAUGGUCAGUUAAUCGAUGCAAAAUGGUCAGGAGUACAGGUUGGCGAUGUGAUACGUUUGGAGAACAAUCAAUUUGUGGCUGCCGACAUCCUCUUGCUGACCACAUCCGAACCGAAUGGUCUGUGUUUCAUCGAAACAGCCGAAUUGGAUGGUGAAACAAAUUUGAAAUGUAAGCAAUGCCUGCCUGAGAUCACAGAGCUUGGCCAGCGACAUGAUCUUUUGUGGAAUUUCAAUGGUGAAAUUAUAUGCGAGCGGCCAAAUAAUCUACUUAACAAAUUCGAGGGUACACUUAUAUGGCGGAACCAAAGAUAUGCGCUGGAUAAUGAGAAAAUCCUACUUAGAGGCUGUGUACUACGCAAUACGCAGUGGUGCUAUGGAGUUGUUAUAUUUGCGGGCAAAGACACCAAACUCAUGCAGAAUUCAGGCAAAACGCAAUUCAAAAGCACCGGCGUUGAUAGACUGUUAAAUUUUAUUAUAAUUGGGAUUGUACUUUUUCUACUUUCCAUAUGCGCGUUUUUUACGCUGGCCUGUGCCAUUUGGGAAAGCUUUAUUGGACAGCAUUUUCAGGUGUACUUACCGUGGGAAAAUAUCAUACCAAAAAAUGUUGCGCAGGGUUCCACCGUUAUCGGCCUGUUGGUGUUCUUUUCCUAUGCAAUCGUCUUAAAUACUGUUGUGCCAAUAUCUCUCUACGUUUCAGUAGAGGUUAUACGUUUCGCCCAAUCAUUUCUAAUCAAUUGGGAUGAGGAAAUGUACUAUGAACCUUCGAAAACUCAUGCCAAAGCACGUACCACCACACUCAACGAGGAGUUGGGACAAAUACAAUAUAUAUUUUCGGAUAAAACCGGUACACUAACACAAAAUAUAAUGACCUUCAAUAAAUGCAGUAUUAAUGGGCGCACCUACGGUGAUGUAUUCGACCUGCGUACGGGCGAAGUUAUCGAAGUUACAGAUAAGCAAAAAUAUGUACAGAAUAGCAACUUUAAUGUGAGCGGCAGCAAUAGCGCCAAUAAAAGCACACCGGCACCAACAAUACUAUUGCACACCGCGGAGGUACAUCCGAAGAAGAGCACAAUUAUGGUUUCUAGUCCCGAAGAAGGUGGCGCUGCAGACGUUACCAUUGCAACAGCGAAUUUGACAACCACACAAGACGCUUUAUUGCCCAUGACUGGUACUGUAACUGUUCAGACUGAUUUGGCCAACAGUCCUACGCAAGAAUACGCGCCCCAUAUUUCGGCGUCCAGCAGGCAUCAAGCUCAAUAUGAAGAUAGUUCCAUUGGCAGCUCAACGCCUACGGAAGCUAAAGCGCAGCGAGUAACUUGGCGCCAACGUUCAACAUCGCUGUCACCGACCCGUCGUAUGCGACGUCAAUUGUCGACGCGAUCCAAUGCGAGCGAUAAAGUAAUGACAUUCGGUGAUUCCACACCACCAACACCGUAUAGGGCACUGAUAAUGUCAUUUGACAACAACAACACAUCUAGCACAACUACUACACCCUUAGCAAAAGCCUGCACGAGCACCACGCCGCCACAAUCGCCUGACAUUACAACAAUGCUGCCAUCAUCAUUGACGAUGGCGAUGGCGAUGAGGAAAUCAUCAGUAACAUCCACAUCAACACCUGCAACUACACCCUCAUUGACAUCAGUAACACCAUCGCCAUCAGCACUAUCGUCAUCUUCCUUAUCGUCACUAUCGAAAAUCACAACAACAAUGCACUCAGAUACAUUAUCACAGACGAUGGUACUUUUGGGUACGCAGCAACAGCAACAAUCUCACACCACCAACGCGGAAAGUGGCACACAAAAGACACCAAACCAAAAAACCAAGAACAAAAGCCUAACAAAAUCGCUAACACCAGAUACAAUUGGCAAAACAUGCUGCAAAAAGCACUGUAUGUCAUGUUGCGCUUGCCGUAGCCAGGAGUUGCAGUCAGCAGAGCAAUCGAAAGGAAGCGCAAAAUCAAAAUUGAAAUCCAACUUGAAAUCGCAAUCGAAAAAAAUGCUUAAGCAAACAUGCGAAAAUUGUACAAAAAAAUGCACUAAUAAAAAUCACACCAAAAACGUACGCAUCAACAACAGCACCACCACAGUAACCGCCACCAAUACCGAUAAUGUAUUUAAUUUCUAUGACACCGGCUGGAGUUCGUCUCACCAAAAAGUGCACGCUCUCGAACCGGUGGACUUUUCGGCGAAUCCCGAAUUCGAACCCGACUUCCGCUGGUACGACAAGACCCUGCUGGAUGCAGUGCGCUCUGACGAAGAGCACACCCAAAAUUUCUUUCGCCUACUUGCGCUGUGUCACACCGUAAUGCCGGAGUAUGUGGAGGGACGACUCGAGUAUCAGGCGCAAAGUCCAGACGAGGCUGCGCUGGUGUCAGCAGCACGAAACUUCGGCUUCGUUUUCCGCUCACGAACGCCAAAUAGUAUAACGAUAGAAGUGAUGGGUAGUCGAGAGGAGUAUGAACUUCUCAACAUUCUAGACUUUAAUAAUGUACGCAAACGUAUGUCGGUGAUAUUGAGGCGGGGCGAUGAUAUUAUACUGUACUGCAAAGGUGCUGAUAAUGUGAUUUACGAUAGGUUAAGCACUAGUCAAAGUGAUAUUAAGGCGCGUACUCAGGAUCAUUUGAAUAAAUUCGCUGGCGAAGGUUUAAGGACACUGGUACUUGCCGAACGACGACUUGACGCAGAUUAUUAUAUGGAUUGGUUACAACGCCAACAAAUAGCAGCUGUUUCAUUAGACGCUCGCGAAGAGAAACUGAAUGCCAUGUAUGAGGAGAUCGAAAGUGAAUUGAUACUCGUCGGUGUGACGGCGAUCGAAGACAAACUACAGGAUGGUGUACCACAGACGAUAGCCAAUCUACAAAUGGCUGGCUUGAAAAUUUGGGUACUAACUGGCGAUAAACAAGAAACUGCUAUAAAUAUUGGAUAUUCGUGUCAAUUAUUAACCGAUGAAUUGGCUGAUGUGUUCAUUGUGGAUGGCAGUUCACUAGAGGAGGUCGACAAGCAGUUGCGCCAAUUCCGUGAAUCGGUGCGAAUUGUCAAUCGUUUUAGACCUACGCCGCUCGAGCCGAAUGUUAAUCUGAAUCUCAAUUUAAAUGGUUCGAAUAAUGCCGAUCGUAAUAGCACAUCUGUGACGUAUGGAACUGGUUUUCGUACGCAGGCCACACCACCGCCGGCGCCAGCGAUAUCUGUUGUUACCUUUAGGUGGGAUGAUGACAAAAUUAAGCAUAAUAAGGGCGAACCGGACAGCGCCGAAUGUAAUGAACUCUAUGACAAUAUCGAGAAGGGUGCUGAUGGCGCGACCACAUUACACCCGGAUGAAGUAAUCGAAGAGAACACCGGCUUCGCGAUUGUUGUCAACGGACACUCGCUAGUUUACUGCCUCUCGCCGGAGUUAGAAUCAAAAUUCUUGGACAUCGCUUCACAAUGCAAAGCAGUUAUAUGUUGUCGAGUAACGCCGCUACAAAAAGCACUAGUUGUGGAACUAAUUAAGCGCGCCAAGAGUGCGGUAACUCUGGCAAUCGGCGAUGGUGCCAAUGAUGUGUCCAUGAUCAAAGCUGCCCACAUAGGCGUUGGUAUCUCUGGCCAGGAGGGUUUGCAAGCGGUACUGGCAAGCGAUUAUUCGAUCGCCCAAUUUCGCUAUUUGGAGCGCCUUCUACUCGUACAUGGACGCUGGUCGUAUUAUCGCAUGUGUAAAUUCUUGCGCUACUUUUUCUAUAAGAAUUUUGCAUUUACACUAUGCCACUGCUGGUAUUCGUUUUUCUGUGGCUUCAGCGCACAGACGGUGUUCGAUCCAAUGUUCAUAUCAGUCUACAAUCUAUUCUAUACCUCACUGCCGGUGUUAGCGUUGGGCGUAUUCGAACAAGAUGUCUCUGACAAGCACAGCGUGGAGUACCCAAAAUUAUAUACGCCCGGACUGAAGAGUCAAUUGUUCAAUACACGUGAAUUUGUUUACAGUGUACUACAUGGUGCCUUCAGUUCGCUCAUACUCUUCUUAAUACCAUAUGGCACAUACAAGGAUGGCGUUUCGCCAGAUGGACUCAUUCUCAGCGAUCACAUGACGUUAGGUGCGGUUGUUGCCACUAUUCUUAUAAUCGACAAUACAGCACAGAUAGCGCUAUAUACAUCAUAUUGGACGAUAUUCAAUCACAUUACCAUCUGGGGUAGUUUGAUAUGCUUCUUUGUGUUGGACUAUUUUUAUAAUUAUGUCUUCGGCGGUCCCUAUGUCGGUUCACUUGCGAUGGCUAUGAAAGAUCUGACAUUCUGGACGACAAUGAUAAUAACGGUAAUUAUGAUAAUGGCGCCGGUAUUAGCCUACAAAUUCUACCUAAUCGAUGUGCAUCCUAGCUUAGCUGAUAAGAUACGUCUUAAAUGUCGCGUGAAAACACGCGCACGUCAGAGCAAUAUGGUUAUGCGGACCCCUUCGGCAAGGAAGGCGCGACGAUCUUUACGUUCGGGUUAUGCAUUUGCCCAUCAGGAGGGCUUUGGUCGCCUUAUCACCUCUGGUAAAAUUAUGCGUAAAUUACCACAAGAAUUUGCGUUCCCUUUGGGAUUGGGCAGCAAAAAGCUGCAGCCACAAACCACAGAUGGCAAUGAAGGCAAGAAUGGCCAAAACAAUAAUAAUAGUACGCGAAGCAACAAAAACUCAUCGACGGGUUAUCUUAACGAUGCCGACCUGGACAGCGCGACUGGAGGUGGCGGCGGCAGCAACAGCACCCGUAGCGAAGAUAACCUAAGCCCACGUGCACCUUGCCAAGACUUAGAUACAAUUAAUCUUUAAGUUUAUAUGUAUGUAUGUUUGUACUUGUGUAUAGCGUAUACGUAUGUAGAAUGUGAGAAGCCGACAGAAAUUAAGUGAUUGGCAAAUUGCAUACAACUUUUUCUGUUAGAUAAAGGCCACCAAAAACAAAUAAACCAAAAAAAACCCAAGCAAAAACGAAAACUUA
This is a messenger RNA of Rhagoletis pomonella (apple maggot), 6636 nucleotides long. RefSeq names its product phospholipid-transporting ATPase ID (gene ATP8B). Gene Ontology annotation, cellular component: plasma membrane. Gene Ontology annotation, biological process: Golgi organization; phospholipid translocation. Bases 168 to 6470 code for a protein of 2100 amino acids. The record is from RefSeq and is a predicted model, not a curated record. Gene Ontology annotation, molecular function: ATP binding; ATP hydrolysis activity; ATPase-coupled intramembrane lipid carrier activity. Lineage: Eukaryota; Metazoa; Arthropoda; Insecta; Diptera; Tephritidae. The transcript is spliced from 22 exons.